Scatophagus argus is the source of this 3056-nucleotide messenger RNA. Its product is annotated as E3 ubiquitin-protein ligase TRIM21-like. Gene Ontology annotation, molecular function: zinc ion binding; ubiquitin-protein transferase activity; protein binding. The record is from RefSeq and is a predicted model, not a curated record. Gene Ontology annotation, biological process: protein ubiquitination. NCBI's taxonomy places the organism in Eukaryota, Metazoa, Chordata, Actinopteri, Scatophagidae. The transcript is spliced from 2 exons. Bases 1122 to 2795 code for a protein of 557 amino acids.
UGAACUCCUCCACGCUCAGGGAGCCGGAGUUAUCCAGGUCGAGUUUCUUAAAUCUCUUCCCCAGCCUCUUAAUCUCAUCUGCAUCAACUGAAAUGAAACGGAGACAAAGUUAUUCACAGACGCUCACAGGCAGGAGGAAGCGGUUUCAGCGGUUCUGACCAGCGACUUUGGGUUCUACCUGUUCAGGACAGACUGCAGGUCAAACACCUGCACCUCGUCUCCUUCCUGUAGAAACCAUUUCCCUGCACGACACGACCAAACUCACCUGGCUUCUUGUUCCUGCUGGCCAUGUUUGUUCUACUGGUUGCAGUAAGGCUGAGCCGAGAGCCACAGGACCUCCUGGUGCUGCGCUCUAAGCCCCAGCGGCGGGUCAUGUGACACCUCUUUCAACGCUAAUCACUCUGCUGAUAGCCGUGAGUCAGCGACACAGCCGAGGUGGACUGUGGAGACACUUCAGUCUGUCCUUUCACAGAAUCAAACAUCUUUUCUAUGUUGUCAGCUGACCUGCAUGUUUCAAGCAAAGAUACCACAGAGUCGCCCGACACUGAGCGCCUCGUAAAGCCACAAAAACCUCCGUUAAUGUUAAUCCUGAACACGUGUUGAGAGCUGACAGCCUUCGUCAUGUCUGAACACAACAACAACAGCACAGACAGCAGGCUUUAAUCCCCUCACUGGUGUCAUGACGCAGAACCACCACCAGAUGGAGCACAACACACAACAACACAAACACCCACCUCGGACAUGUUUUCUCUGUUCUCUCUUACUGCCUUUUUCUGUUUCAAACCAUGUGAACAUCAGAGUCUGUGACGAGUGGAGGAGGUUCCAUCCUGCAGUGUGUCAGGACAGGAAAGCUGCAGCUCAUUAGGUGCACCUGACCAAAACAAAGGCAGUGCAAUGCAGCCGUCCAGCUGCACAGUAAACCGCUGGGCGCAGGCGAAGCAGCAGAGCCAACAGAAACAACACCAACCAGCAGAGCAGCAGUGAGAGGCGGAGCUUCAACGUCACACUGAAGCAAUGAAACUGAAAGUCAGUCAGAGUGGCAGUGACACAGCAGUCGAGUCUCCGAUUGUCUCUAACAGAAGCUUCCCUCCGAACUCAUCAGGUCUCGUGUGUGUUUAGAUAUGGCUGCUGCUAAAUAUGUGCCAUCUGAAGACCAGUUUCUGUGCUCCAUCUGUCUGGAUGUCUUCACUGAUCCAGUCACCAUACCAUGUGGACACAACUUCUGCAAAACCUGCAUCACUGAGCACUGGAACACCAACGAUAUGUGCCAGUGUCCCAUGUGUAAACAGGUUUUCACCACCAGGCCCGACUUAAAGGUUAACACCUUCAUCUCUGAGAUGGUUGCUCAGUUCAGACAGUCAGCUCAACAGGAAGCCAGCAGCAGCUCAGAGCAAGAAGUUUCCAAUCCAGGAGAAGUUCCCUGUGACAUCUGCACUAGAACCAAACUGAAGGCCCUGAAGUCCUGCCUGGUGUGUCUGGUCUCCUACUGUGAGACUCACCUGCAGUCUCACCUGACAUUGUCAGGCCUGAAAAGACAUCAGCUGAUUGACCCUGUGGAGAACCUGGAAGACAGGAUGUGUAAGCAGCACGAUAAACCUCUGGAGCUCUUCUGUAAGACCGACCAAAUGUGUGUCUGCUUGCUCUGCACUGUUAUAGACCACAAGACACAUGAAGUUGUUCCUCUGAAAGAAGGAUAUGAAGAAAAGAAGGCAAAGCUGAGGAAGACAAACACUGAACUUCAGCAGAUGAUCCAGGAGAGACGACUGAAGAUUCAGGAGGUCAAACACUCAGUGGAGCUCAGUAAGGAAGGUGCAGACAGAGAGACAGCAGAAGGUGUUCAGGUCUUCACUGCUCUAAAGGAGUGUGUUGACAGAAGCCUGGACGAGUUCAUCAAGACGAUAGAAAAGAAGCAGAAAGCAACAGAAAAACAGGCAGACAUUUUCAUCAAAGAUCUGGAACAGGAAAUCUCUGAGCUGAAGAAGAGAAGCACUGAGGUGGAGCAGAUCUCACAGUCUGAAGACCACCUCCACCUUCUCCAGAGUGUUGACUCUCUAAACAUCAACCACCCACCAUCCACCAGGGUUUGGUCUGAGGUCAGCGUCCGUCCAGCAUCGUAUGAGGGGACUGUGGUGAGAGCUGUGUCUCAGCUGGAGGAGACACUCAGUAAAGAGCUCAAGAUGCUGCUUGAAGCUGAUCUGAAGAGGGUCCAGCAGUAUGCAGUGGACGUGACUCUGGAUCCUGAUGUUUCAGGAAAGCAGAGUUUCUCUUCAGGCAGAUUUUACUUUGAUGUUCAGGUUAAAGGAAAGACGUGGGACUUUGGAGUGACUCGAGAGUCAGUCAACAGGAAGGAAGACAUCCCACUGAGCCCUCAGAAGGGCUACUGGACUAUAGGGUUAAGAUAUGGAACUGAGUACAAAGCUUUUGAUGACCAUCCAGUCCGUCUCUCUCUGAAGUCUCAGCCCCAGAAGGUGGGGGUGUUUGUGGAUUAUGAGGAGGGUCUGGUCUUCUUUUAUGAUGUUAAACUUCCAGCUUUGAUUUACUCCUUUACCGGCUGCUCCUUCACUGGGAAUCUCUUCCCGUACUUCAGUCCACGUGAUAAUGAUGGUGGUGCAAACUCUGCAUGUCUGAUUUUCUCUGCUGCCAGAGCAGAUCAACAUGUCCCUGCGCCCAUUCGAGACCCAUUCAUCAGUCUUGAGUUAAUCAGAGACCGACGUCUCUCAGACCAACGUCUAUCAGACCAACGUUCAGCAAGCAGUUUGGCUGUCCGAAUCAGUAAAACAAGGAAUAAAUGGUAAAGAUGCCUAUCAUACAUUAGUGUAUUAAGAAUACAGUAUGUGUCAUCCUGAGAAUAAAAAUGAUUUAGUUAUUAGAAAAGAAGCAAAUGAGAUUGACUGCCAGAAAAGUGUCUUGUUUAAUUACCGGAGUCUUUUGCCAUUAUUUUUACUGGCAGGAUGCUUAGAAGAAUAUAAAUGUUAAGUCACUGUACCAUAUAAACUCAAUUACAUCUCUGUGGAAACAUAAACAUAAAAGCAAAAUGUAAAAUUUUAACUGUGAAA